GGCUGGAGGAUUAUCAUCAAAAUCUCGGAAUGGUAUCGCCUGAGGAACCUAUCCACUCACUCAGACUGGAUCUGGCAAUUCUAGAAGCUGAUUUCAUGCCAAUUUUUAUCAUCAAAACAGGUUCAAAAGCGCUCGAUUUCGAUAUUGUGUUCUGCAACGCAGCUUUUCGAACCAAUAAUUUCCCGAUGUCCGUACAGGCCGAGGACAGGUCGGCGCUUUUAUUUCGAUCGUGGGCGCAGGCGUUGGGGAACUUCAAACCACGAUAUGAAUUUUUAUGUAGCAUAUGGUUUGCGGAGGUUGCAGGAGCCACUGGUGGCUGGAAAUUGAUCAGGAUGAUAGAGGUUGUCUCGAAACAUCAGGACUUCGGAACUAAUGAAUGCAUAAAGAGAGCAGGAUUGGAGGAUGCUUCUGCGAUGUUAGGAUUAAGUCCCAGCUACAGGCGCUCUACACAAGAAUUCAUGGAAGACGUUGAGCUAGACAGACCGGUUUUGCUUCGAAGCAUACCACGGACUAAUCUGAGCGCACGCUGGGAAGGCAUUCAGACUAUGAUGGAGAUGAGCGACGUUGGAGUCUUCGAGUACAACGCUGAGGGGAAGUUGCUACAUGCGAAUGAGGCAUGGUAUAGAUUGAGUUCUCACCCUAAGGAUUUACCUGCUCACGUCGACUAUUCUUUCAUGGACCUUGUGUACCCAGAGGACCGGGCUACCGUCAUGUUGAUGUGGAACACACUCACCCAAGGCCACCCAGUAACAUUUGAAAUGCGGUGGAAGCCACGAGCCGGUACCGACGACAUCGCACAAUGGGUAUUAUCAGCCUGCGUCCCAGUCAUCGACGAUGAAGGAAAUUUGAUCAGCAUUGCUGGCAACACAAUCGACAUCAACGCACAGAAAAGAACGCAAGAAGCAGCUCAAGCGCGAGUAGAAGCUCUUGAACAGGCAAGACUGUCAGAACUGAAGUUUGCCAGAUUCGCACAGCUCUCACCUACCGCAAUCUAUAUCUUUGUUCCACAGAGUGGAAUGACGUUUGUUAACGAUCAAUUCUUUGAGCUUACUGGCUGUCCACACGCACCGAUUGAUCAGUCUAAAUGGUUCGAAGCAAUAGCGGACGAAGACAUAGGUCGGGUAGAGGAAGACUGGGCUAAUAUGCUGGAAGGUAAAAAAUCUGAUGGAAUUCAAUUUCGCUUGAAAAAGCAAUGGAUUAACCAGGACGGGAUUCGCUCAAAUAUUUGGGUACAGAGCUCAAGCUAUCCAGAGCUGAACGGAAGCGGAAAAGUGAUGAGUAUCAUGGGAACGCUUUUCGAUAUAUCGCAGUUCAAAUGGGCAGAGAGUGUGCAACGCCGAAGAAUAGAGGAGGCCCUAGAAGCGAAACGGCAACAAGAGAAUUUCAUCGAUAUGACUUCUCACGAGCUGCGUAAUCCAUUAUCUGCUGUGGUACAAUGCGCGGAUUCGGUCAUUGCAUCUCUUCAACAAAUGCCAUUUCAACAGCUGGCUGGAUCGCAGCUAGACGCUGACAUUAAUAAAACGCAAGCGGAAUUGGGAAUAUGCAUCGACUCGCUACAAACCAUCGUUUCCUGCUCUCUGCAUCAGAAGCGAGUCAUCGACGAUGUGCUUACACUGUCGAAGCUGGAUUCUAACUUGAUCCUUAUCACGCCUGUGAGGGUACAGCCGGCCCUAAUAGUAUCGGACGCUCUGAAAAUGUUUGACGUUGAGUGCAGCCAAGCAGACAUCAGCCUCGAGCUUAGGGAAGACGAGAGUUUCGAGGGCAUGGAUUGGGUGAUGCUGGAUCCGUCACGUCUGCUACAGAUCCUUAUCAACCUCCUUACCAAUGCCAUCAAGUUCACAAAAGAUCGCGCUACGAGAGAGAUCUUGGUCACUCUUGGCGGGUCGUGGCAUCGGCCUACAAGGAUUUGGCCAGAUAUCACCUUUACGAACGGUGACAGGCCUGCACAGGACCUCCUUGACAAGAUGGAAUGGGGUAAGGGGCGGCAAUGUCAUCUGUGGCUCAAAGUAACAGAUACCGGAUGUGGGAUGAGCGAGGAAGAACAGAAGAAACUGUUUAGCCGAUUCUCUCAGGCUACCCCUCGUACGCAUGUACAAUACGGCGGCUCUGGUCUUGGUCUUUUCAUAUCCAAAUCGCUCUCAGCUCUUCAGGGUGGCGCCAUAGGCGUUCAUUCUGAAAAGAAUGUCGGUUCCGCUUUCGCUUUCUACGUCAGCGCGCGACUCGCAAAUCCACCAGCUAGCCAGCUAGUAGGUCCUGCCGGCAGGCCCCGUCCAGGGCUGCAAAGAAUGGCGUCUGCCGAGGAUGCAAUGAGGAAGGUGAAGCUCAAUGUGCUCAUCGUGGAAGAUAAUGUAGUGAACCAGAAGGUCCUUCAAAGGCAACUGCAGAAGUUUGGUUGGACCAUCAGCGUUGCAGGUAAUGGGGAAGAAGCGCUGGAGUGGCUGAAAGGGAGUAUUUACUGGCGAGUAGGCGACGGGAAAAGAGAUGAAAAUGGUACGAAUGUAGGAACACCUACAAAAAACAAACCGGCUAAGAGAAAACACGAACUCGACAUCAUUCUCAUGGACAUCGAAAUGCCAAUCAUGGACGGCCUGACUUGCGCCCGCUUGAUUCGUGAUUACGAAGCACAAGGGUUCCUCGCGCCUCCUCCUCCUCCGCCAUCCAGACCGACUCGACAGCUCUCCACGUCCUCUCUGUCACCCAUCUCUUCGUCCCACGAGCCUAGCGCUUCCUUAGGACCGAUCAAGGAACAAGGCGCUGGGCUCCCAAUUCUAGCGGUGAGCGCCAAUGCAAGAAUUGAGCAGGUUGAGCAUGCUCUUGCGGCAGGUAUGGACGACGCGAUUUCGAAGCCGUUCAGAAUACCAGAACUGUGGCCUAAGAUGAAGGGCUUGAUCAAGAGGAUCGCGGAGGAUGUGGGCGAGAGGUAGUGUCCGUGGCGUUGGCGCUGAGAUACUGGUCUUUAUAUAGUAGGUUCACGUUUCCAUAGGGCAUGGCAUCAUGUCAUACAAUGAGUGGGCGCCGUUGUUGUUAGUAAUGAAAUGAGCUUGGGAGUCAUACCAAAGUAACAAGCUCGAAGUUCUUAUUAUCAAGCCACG
Molecule: messenger RNA, 3092 nt
Organism: Cucurbitaria berberidis CBS 394.84
Lineage: Eukaryota; Fungi; Ascomycota; Dothideomycetes; Pleosporales; Cucurbitariaceae
Exons: 7
Coding region: 30-2924 (964 amino acids)
Biological process (GO): phosphorelay signal transduction system; phosphorylation
Molecular function (GO): protein binding; phosphorelay sensor kinase activity
Source: RefSeq, a predicted model, not a curated record